Molecule: messenger RNA, 3918 nt
Organism: Heterobilharzia americana
Lineage: Eukaryota; Metazoa; Platyhelminthes; Trematoda; Strigeidida; Schistosomatidae
Source: the annotation of a GenBank genome assembly
CAACCAUCACAUAGAAGCACUGACAGACUUGACUGAGUUGGUGUUUAAAAUCCGGAUAUUAUUCAAGCUGUAUGCUGAGUGCAGUGCAGAAGAUCUUCAUACUGGUUUCAGGUUAAUGAACUCUUGUCUCGCUGUCUUUCCGAUCUUGACUGUCUUUGACGUCCUCGUGCGUACCGCAAAACAAUCGAUUGAUAUACCUUCUUUGCAAUAGAAUAUCUUUACAUAAUAUUCAUAAAUUGAAUGGAAUAGAAUAGAGCUGUCAAUUCAACCAUCAUUUAUCUUCCAACGCAUACACCAUAUGGAGUAACAAUCAGUCAAAUCACCUUGAAAUUAUCAUUUUCGCAUGAUGGUAUGAAUGUUCAAUGUAAAGCUGUAAAUAAUAUUGCAUCAAGUAUGUCUGAACCAUAUGAAAUCAAUGUUCAAUACGCUCCAGUGAUUUCAAAAUUCUUCCAAGAACCAUGGAUUGUAUUAUAUGAAGAAGAGAGUUUUAUCUCUUGUCAGGCAACAGGAAAUCCUCCACCAAUUGUAUACUGGAUAGAUCAGCAUAGAAGAAGAAUAUCGAAGACAGAUAGAUUGAAUUCAGCUGUUUUAACUGAAUCAUUAUUCAAAGGUGAAGUGAAUAGAUUUUCAAAAGAUAAUUGGCGUAUAAAUGUUUCAUGCUAUGCAAAUAACAUAAUGGGUAGUUCUGAGAAAUUAUUACCAAUAGAAUUUUACUUCGCCCCAAUUGUAACAACCAAUGAAAUUGUUUAUGCUCGAAUUGGUGAAUCUAUUCAAUUAUUGUGUGAAGCUAUUUCUAAUCCACCUCCGAUAAAUGUAUUUUGGUAUAGAAAGAUAAAUCAUAAAUCUUUAACUAAUUUACAAUUUAAUCCAAACACUGAAAAGUUAUUUAAAGUAACUAAUAAUCUAUAUAAUUAUACAAAUAAUUAUACAAUUAAUAAUCAUCGAAUAUAUUGGUCAAGUCCAAUACUUCAAAUCAAUACAGUGACUAUAGAUGAUGCUGGUGUUUAUGUUUGUGCUGCGGAGAAUACUAUUCAUAUGAGAGAUCAUCAGUUAUCUUCAUAUCGAAGAGAAAGUGAAUCUCAUCUCUUUGUUUUUUAUCCACCUGGUAAACCGACAAUUAAAAAAAUAUCAUCGGGGAAUAUUAGGUUAGGACUUCCAACUCCUUCUGUUAAAUGGUUAUGGAUACCUCAUUCUUGUAGAACAAUGAAAUCAGUAGAGUUGAACUCGUUGACUCCAAAUGAAGUUAAACGAAAAUCUUCACAAUAUACAGAUCAAAUUGUAAUCAGUUUAACUGAUUCACAUAUUGAUGGAUUGUAUUACUGUGAAGUAGAAAAUGAAGUUGGACAUUCAAUGAGUGAUCCUAUAAAUAUUACAUUGAAUGAAUCACCAGAGAUAAUUGAAGGACCAAAUAUUGAUCAUAUAUGGAAUCCAUCCUUCAAUUCACAUUCAUAUCCUCGACUUCGAUGUAUUGCUCAUGGUAAACCAGCGCCUCAAAUUACUUGGAUACAUAAUGGUGACAUGAUUUACAGUACAACGGUCAAAAAUUCAAAUAAUUUUUCCUGUUCAUGGAAGAAAAUAUUCACCAGUGUAAAGUGUAUUGAAUUGGCGACAGGUUUAUAUACAUGGGAGACAACAAGUGAGUUGAUCUGGGGACUGGAUCAUUCAUCAUUCUCAUUUAAUAUGGAGGAAAAUUCAGAAAAAACAAGUCAAAGCAAUAAUUUAACAUCUAUAUGUCAAUCCUUUAACAUUAUGAAUGAAGGAAUUUAUACCUGUCAAGCAAUGAAUGAAUAUGGUCAAGAAACGUCGAGUCCUGCAAAUAUGAUACUGAAGUAUCCUCCGAUUCUGAUUCAUAAGAAUCUUCUGAAGUAUUCAUUAAAUUCUAUGGAAGUGAUCAAUACAAAACAUUCAAUGACGUCUUCAGUUAAACAACAAAAGGAGAAUAUUUUUACAAAUUUGAAUAUAAUACAUCAAUCCAAGUUGACAUGUAUAUUUAAAUCAUAUCCUGAACCGAUACAAAUUACUUGGUUUUAUAUACCAUUGAAAAGAUUAUUAUCUAAUGAUCUUCUUGAAGAUCUUCUUACAAAACAUAUUUGUCAGCAAAAUAUUAUAAAUCUAUAUCAAACAAUAAUUAUAUAUAAUAAAUUGAAUAAGAGUAUUGUCGAAAAUGUUUAUAUCGAAAUGAAAUCAAGACAAGAGAUGAGCAAUGAAAUGAAAAAUUAUGCUAAUAUAAAUCUAUCCUACAUGGAAACAUUCUAUUCGACUAGUUUAAUUUUAACUGGGAUUAAUGUUACACAAUUUGAUGUAUAUAUCGCUGAAAUACAAAAUAUUGAAGGAUGUCAGUAUUGUAUUGUUACUGUACAAAAUUCUAGUACUCCUGAAACACCAAAAGAUAUUGAAAUCGAAAAUGUCUCUUGGGAUAGAUUUACACUCAGUUGGAUACCAGGAUUUGAUGGUGGUUACAAUCAAACUAUUAUCCUAGAAUUCUUAGAGAUUUUCAAACUUGAUAAUCAUGACUUGACAUUGUUCAAUAAUUGUGUAGUCAAGAGUUUACCUAAAGUAAUCGAAAUAAACCAGGUGCCAAAAAUACCAAUAAAACAACGAUGUGAAAUAUCAGGCUUAGCUCCAAAUACAAGAUACAAAUUCGUAAUGUAUGCAAGGAAUGUUCUGGGUCAAGGGAGAAAAUCCGAAGAAUAUACAAUUACCACUAAAGUUCUUCAUUUUCCACAAGUUAUUACAACAAAUCAACAAAACAAUUUGAUGAAUAUACAAUUUAUGCAUUCAAAUGAUUCACAGUUAUUCUGUAUAAAAACGGAGUAUUCACAGUCGGAUCGAAUGAAUUGGUCCAUUUUAUUGGAUACAUGUCAAAUGCAUAGAGAAAUCAAAUCGUCUUCAACAGUAAUCAAGAAUACUUUAAGGAAUUUUGAAGUGAUAAUUGAAAAUAUUCUAGUCAUGAAUAAUACUAACGGAUAUUUAGUUAGAGAGCUACAAUCCUCGAGGAUUAUGAAGGCUAAUUCAGAUGAUCCGAAUUUGUCAGAUAUCUCAAAAAAGUUUAAACAUCAUCGUAAACAAGUUUCAGUGUUUCCUAACUUUGAAAAUGCUCAGAAUUCAUUGAAUACUUCAAGUAAUAAUGAUUUGAGUAAUUCACACGACAAUAUCAUCUUACAUAUGGAUAAUCAUUUCGCCUAUCGUGUUUGGACAUGUAUAAAGAAUCAAUCGAAUGUCUGUUAUCAAACAAAACUUUUUCAUAAAGAUGCAACUCCAAACUUAACAAGUCAUAAAUUGAAGAGUAAAUUGGGUUUGAUUGUGUUAGCAAUCCUUAUUGUGUUACUAAUAUUUUGCACUAUCUUAGCAUUUCUUUACUUACGUCAACAUCGAAAUACUAAUACAUCAACUAUGACUUUACUUCAUAAUACAGAGAAACAUCUUUUUCAUACAUGUAUUCAAUUGCCUGAGAAAACAAUAGAAAAUGGAUCUCUAUUACCAGUUAGUUCAUGUUUAUCAAUAAAUGGUACAGACAUUAUGGAGUAUAAACAAUCAACAUCUAAUCUAACAAUAUAUGAAUCGAAAUUUAUAUCUCCUACAACAAUGAUUCCAUUAACAUAUGAUAUUGCUUAUAAUCAAAUACCAUUUCUAUCAUAUCAUUCAGAUAUACAAAAUUCAAUGAAAACAUCUCCAAGUAUUGAAUUAUCACAAACAUUUAUUGAAUAUAAACCAACAUCAAUUGAAUUGUACUCAUCACAAUCUGCCAGUAUGUAUAAUCUACCUUCAACAUGUUCUAUUAUUCCAUUGGAUUCAAAUGUCUUGUAUACAAAUAAUAAUAAUAAUAAUAAUAAUAAUAAUGAUAAUAAUAAUUUGUCACCUAUUCUAAUUAUUCCAGCUAAAACAUUCCCUUCAGUUACUUAUCAAUGUUCAAUAUAA